This is a messenger RNA of Polistes dominula (European paper wasp), 1117 nucleotides long. Its product is annotated as rRNA N(6)-adenosine-methyltransferase Mettl5-like. Gene Ontology annotation, biological process: rRNA methylation. Lineage: Eukaryota; Metazoa; Arthropoda; Insecta; Hymenoptera; Vespidae. Gene Ontology annotation, molecular function: nucleic acid binding; rRNA (adenine-N6-)-methyltransferase activity. The record is from RefSeq and is a predicted model, not a curated record.
AUUAAUUGUGUGUAUAAAGAAAAUUAAACUAAAAAAUUUAACUGAAAUUGCAUUAGAAAUAAUAAGUAUUUGUUAGAACAAUGUAAACUUAGAGACAUUGUGAAAGAGACAUAAUCAAAAUAAUUUGUAUUUUUGGAUAGAAAAACGCGGAUUGAUGGCUUUUUCACAACCAAAUUCAAGAGAAUUGCAAAAUCGAAAAAUCUUAGAAGAAUUACAGUUAAAGAAACAAAUGCUAUUAAAGCAGGGUGUUGCACCAACCUUAAAUACAUCAUUAGCUGUUACUUCUACUGGUUCUGCGUCUACUCUGCCUAAUACGCAAUCUACUGAUGGCGUAGCAAUGAGUGCAUCACAAAGAGCUGCUUUACAUAAUGCACAUGCAGCAUCUACGGGUUACUUUGUUACACAAGACUCUUCUUUUGGCAAUUUAAUUUUACCUGUUCUUCCAAGAUUUGACACUAAAUGAAUGCAACCCUUUUGGGUUCUUCGUAAGCUCGAGGAAUAUCUACAGGAGAUCGAUGGAUUUGAGAAACCAAAGAUAAAACUUGAACAAUAUAAUACAAGUGCACAUAUCGCUUCGCAUAUGUUAUAUACUGCCCAGUCUCAAUUUCAUGAUAUAGAAGGACGUGUCGUAGCCGAUUUUGGAUGUGGCUGUGGUGUUUUAUCAUUAGGAGCUCAAAUGCUUGGUGCAAGUCAUGUAAUAGGAUUUGAAAUAGAUUCCGAUGCACUUAACAUCUUUCACAGAAAUUGUACUGAUUUAGAUUUAUUUGUUGAAUCGAUACAAUGUGAUAUACUUCAAUAUUUACCAGGAAAAUUUGAAAAAUACUUUGAUACGGUGAUCAUGAAUCCACCUUUUGGAACUAAAAAAAAUUCAGGAACUGAUAUUAAAUUUUUAGAAGUUGCUAUUAAAGCAGCUUCUAAUACUGUGUAUUCUUUACAUAAAACCAGUACGAGAAAUUACGUUCUUUCCAAAGCUAAACAACUUGGUGCAAAAGGAAAAGUCAUUGCUGAAUUAAGAUAUGAUUUACCUCGUAUAUAUAAAUUUCAUAAAAAAGAUUCUGUUGAUAUUCAAGUAGAUUUUAUACGAUUUGAAUUAAAUUCUUGAGUAUUUGUCAAUUUA